Pezoporus flaviventris is the source of this 662-nucleotide messenger RNA. RefSeq names its product fatty acid binding protein 2 (gene FABP2). The transcript has 4 exons. Gene Ontology annotation, biological process: fatty acid transport. Gene Ontology annotation, cellular component: cytosol; nucleus. Lineage: Eukaryota; Metazoa; Chordata; Aves; Psittaciformes; Psittacidae. The record is from RefSeq and is a predicted model, not a curated record. The coding region runs from base 36 to 467 and encodes 143 amino acids. Gene Ontology annotation, molecular function: fatty acid binding.
AGAUAAGCUAGUACAUAAAUUCUCUUUGCAAAGGUAUGUUAUUUCAGAAGAGUCCAACUAGCAGAAACAUGGCAUUUAACGGUACUUGGAAAAUAGAAAGAAAUGAAAACUAUGAAAAGUUCAUGGAGGCAAUGGGUGUUAACAUGAUGAAAAGAAAGUUAGGAGCUCAUGAUAAUUUGAAGAUCACUUUUCAACAAGAUGGGAAAAAAUUUACUCUCAAAGAAUCAAGCAACUUCCGUACCAUAGACAUUGAAUUCACACUGGGAGUCGAUUUUGAGUACAGUUUGGCUGAUGGGACUGAACUCGCUGGCUCUUGGAACAUGGAAGGAAACAAACUUGUAGGAACAUUUACUAGAAAAGAUAAUGGAAAAGUACUCAAAGCAAACAGAGAAAUCAUAGGUGACGAACUUGUUCAGACUUACAUAUAUGAAGGAGUUGAAGCCAAGAGAAUCUUCAAAAGAGCCUAAGAACUUCACCCAGACCAGCAUCAGAAAAAAAAAAAAAGACCAUCUUUCUAUAUAUCCUCUGCCUUUUUUUUUUUUUAACUUUUAUCCCCUCACAGCACCUCUUAAGCUGCAAUUACUUAUCCCUGUUGAAAACACAGGCUAGUUCUUUAUGUUUAUUGUUUUGCCUUGAAUAAACAAAAUCUAAUUAUAAUUUGA